AUGAGCAUCGCUACGAAACAUUUUUUGAUUAUACUUCUUUGCCACGUGGCACUUUCUAUUACUGGUAUUCAAGCUAAUUCAAUAAGAAGGCAUCCCAUUAUCAUGGUCAAAUGUGGGGAACGACCUGUAUCUGGUGCAAAUGUUCAAUUCAUUGAAUAUGAAAAUUUACACUACAAAGACGAACAUCAGGAUUUUCGUGACGUUACCGACAAACACGGCCAUUACCAUUUCAAAGAAGUCGACGCUUUGGACAGUUUGAGAUCUUCUGAAAAUGAAAUCAGAAUCAGUAUAAAGGACAUUUGUAAGCUGGAUACAGUGAAACAUGAUUGCAAUCUCCCGUACAAUCACUUCGAAGUUCCCAUCAAAACGAUUCCGUUCGUCGAAAACCAACAACUGCUUCUCGAUCUCACCGACUGGAAAUUCGACACAAAGUGUAUCUAA
Molecule: messenger RNA, 441 nt
Organism: Caenorhabditis briggsae
Lineage: Eukaryota; Metazoa; Nematoda; Chromadorea; Rhabditida; Rhabditidae
Exons: 3
Coding region: 1-441 (146 amino acids)
Source: RefSeq, a predicted model, not a curated record